ACUGAAGUUGAAUAUUAGUCCAACCCAAUCAAUUCUCGCGGGCGUGAAAAUCAGCCAACGGAUCACAACUAGCAGUACAAAACAUCGAAGGAGGGCGCGUCACCUCAGCCUUUUUGUACAGAAAUGGGAAGCACGGUGAGAAACGCAGAGAAACUGGUUGAGAGAUACAUGAAAGGGAAUGACGCCUCCCAUGAUGCAUCUCACGUUUGGAGGGUCAGAGAUCUCGCCCUCUCUCUUGCUAGAGAAGAAGGACUUUCUUCCCACCCUGACUCCAUGGAAAUUGUAGAGCUUGCUGCACUUCUCCAUGAUAUAGGUGACUACAAGUACUUGAGAGAUCUCUCUGAGGAGAAGAUUGUUGAGGAAUUUCUUGAGGAAGAAGCUGUAGAAGAAAACAAGAAGAUAAAGAUACUAAGCAUCAUUAAGAAAAUGGGUUUCAAAGAUGAACUUGCAGGGGUUGCAAGUGGUGAAUUUUCUCUAGAAUUUGGGGUGGUGCAAGAUGCUGACCGUCUUGAUGCAAUUGGUGCUAUUGGGAUUGCUCGAUGCUUUACUUUUGGUGGAAGUAAAAACAGAGUCCUUCAUGAUCCUGCCAUUCAGCCACGUUCAGAUUUAUCCAAAGAUCAGUACAUGAAGAAAGAUGAGCAGACAACUUUGAAUCAUUUUCAUGAGAAACUUCUCAAGCUGAAGGAUUUAAUGAAAACAAAGGCUGGUCAGAGGAGGGCUGAGAAAAGGCAUAUGUUCAUGGAGGAGUUCUUGAAGGAGUUCUACGAAGAAUGGGAUGGGAGAGCUUAAAUGCUGUAAACCUGUUAGUUUUCCCAUACUAUGUCAUUCCUAGGACUUUUGGUGGGAAAAUUGCUGGAAACUUGCUUGCCUUUGCAGCAAAUUCCAUAAAAAGAUUUGUUAUGAGAGUAAUGCUCAACUUGAGUAGGGAAGGGAUGAAAUAUUAUAUCAUUGAAGCAUUCUAUAUUGACUUUGUUAUGAGUUCAGAUAAUAUAAGAUGUAAUAUGAAAUAUAAAUUCUUGAAUGAGCUUUGGAA
This is a messenger RNA of Mangifera indica (mango), 1033 nucleotides long. RefSeq lists its product as uncharacterized. Lineage: Eukaryota; Viridiplantae; Streptophyta; Magnoliopsida; Sapindales; Anacardiaceae. The transcript has 7 exons. The coding region runs from base 124 to 789 and encodes 221 amino acids. The record is from RefSeq and is a predicted model, not a curated record.